AGCCAAGGUAUGCACAUGACUCCGAAUGCAGCUUACUGAAGUAAAACUGACUUGUCUACUUCCUUUGGGCUCGUAGCGUCUGGCUUCCGUUUAGGAAUGGAGAAUGGCUGAACCUGGAAAGAACCUAACUUCCUCGCUACCGCCGUCUCCUCUGCCCAGCUACAUGGCGACCACCAACGAGGAAGUACAGACUGACCCAUUAUCACAGUCGUUCUCAGAAACCGCGGCUGGGAGGAGGAACACCUACAGUAGUGUCAACGGGCCCAUUGUCAAGUCUGCUGGAGGUAUAGAGCCUACCGAUGUCUUCCACCAUUCCUACAAAUCACAGACGUCUGUGUCGUCUACCCCAGCAAACAUGGACACCUACGUAGUGGUAGGCCGACCAAACAAUGAGAUAGAGGCACACAAGAUCGCAAACAAUCACUUGUUUGGUUUCAAGAAGUGGAAAAGUCAUUUGAGUUCUCGACCUCUGUCUGAGCGCUCAGAUGUUGUGAAGGAGCUAUAUGAUGACAUCAACAAGAUCAAACCUGUCAGAGUGUCAACAGUGCGACCGAGUAAUCUGCUAUAUGUUUUAUUAUUUGGCUGGUGGAUAUCACUGAUCUAUCUGUUUGUUGGAGCCUUGUUGAUGAUCACAAUUGUUGGUAGAGUUUAUGGUCCAUUCUGUUGGAAGAUGGCAAAAUAUUUCAUAUGGCCCUUUGGAAAGUUUGUUCAUCAGAUCCAUCCUGUUCCUUUGGCGUAUGUAGCUGAGAAGACGAGUGAAAACGGCCUGGUCCCGUCGCCCGAGGGUGGAAUUUAUGUGGCAGAGACUACAGCUCUUCUGUCCGGCAAUGUAUCUCUGGAAGUCACAGAGCCAGAAAAACCCAAGAGAUUCAAAUGUGACAAGUCAUACUGGUGUCGUCCCAGAACCAUAGUGUGGCUGAUCCUGGGCUGUCCACUGUUGCUGCUGGCUCAUGGGAUAACCAUUUUCAUCAGCUGGCUGUUGGUGGUUACCAUACCUAUUGCUAAGGUCAAUAUUAAGACAGUUCAGAAGAUCCUAUUUCUGCCCCCUGAACAAGUUCAGAUUGGGGACUCCGGGGUCAUGACAGUGGACUUGAGUGUCCUUCACAGUGAGAUCAUCAUGUACACACACCAGUCUGUGAACAUCUACUACUACAAGUACACAGUGGAUGGCAUGAAUGUCAUUCUUGUCAAUUUAUUGGUGUUUGUGGUUGUUGCUCUUAUCCUUGGCUACUCUGAUCCUGACAAUAACUACACCAGUGGCUUUGUGAAAUGUAUCAUGUCCCUGUUGGCUAUUGUUCCUCUUACUUACUACAUCGGAAUGGGCAUAGCAUGUAUAGCAGCUCAGAGCGUUCUGGCCGUGGGAGCUAUCAUGAAUGCCACAUUUGGAUCAGCUGUGGAGGUGAUCCUGUACAUCAUCUUUCUUGUGAAUGGACUAAAGGCUAAGAACAACUGUUAUGUUGAACUAGUGAAGUCAGCCAUGGCAGGAACAUUGCUGGCUACCAUGAUGUUAAUUCCGGGCUUAAGCAUGGUGGCAGGGGGCCUGAAGUAUCGAACACAGAGGUUCAACCCUCAGUCUGCUGGGGUCAGCGCAUCACUGCUCUUUGUCUCUGUAGCAGGGAUUUUUGCCCCAACAAUCUUCUCUAAGGUUUAUGGAACUCUUCAGUGUCAGAAGUGUGAAAACUAUACCACAAAUAGUACCACAGGCAAUGGAUCGAAUGUCGGGAUUCAGUGCUCUGAGUGUGAACAAUCUAUUUUUGGUCUAAAUGGGGACAAAACUCUGUACGACUCUCACAUCAAGCCCCUUGUGUAUGCUUGUGCCAUCAUGCUGCCGAUCUCCUACAUAAUAGGACUGAUAUUCACCUUGAAGACACACAAGUCUGUUUUGUACGAGACAACGGAUGAAGGGGAACCACAGUCACAGGGUCACCAUGCCAAAGCACACUGGUCUAAGCUGAAGUCUGCCAUCAUAAUGCUGGCCUGUGCUGUGCUGAUCUCCCUCUGUGCAGACCUGGUUACUGAGAAUAUCCAGCCUCUACUCCAGGUGUCUGGUAUCUCUGAGUACUUCAUUGGAGUGACGCUUCUAGCAGUAGUACCAGAGUUACCGGAAGUGGUCAAUGGAAUACAGUUUGCUUUACAGAACAAUGUGGCAUUAGGGUUGGAAAUCGGCAGUUCAACAGCGGUCCAGGUCUGCUUGGUCCAGAUUCCACUGAUGGUUCUGGUUGAUCUUAUUUAUCCUUUUGAUUUCUAUCUGGUUUUCAAUGAUAUUCAUCUAUGGGCUGUGAUAUUUUCUGUGAUUGUGAUGAAUUACACCUUUCAAGAUGGCAAGAGCGACUAUUUUCAAGGUUGGAUACUGGUUGGUAUUUACCUGGUGAUACUGGCCAUGUAUUUCUUCACUCCUGUACCACCAGAAGCCAGGUGCUCUGCUACCCCAGACUAGCCCUCAGAUCAACGCAUUUGGAAUAAAGUGCUGACUGAAAGUGAAAGUCACCUUGUACCUCAAUGCUAUGUCUUUCAUAGUGCGUCCAGGAGGGAACAUGAAGUUUAUUUCGGCUUAUUUUAUAUGAGAACAAAACUUUCUAAGGUGGCGUUGUUCAAAUUUUAAUGCAGUGCUCACAUUUGAGUGUAGUUCAAAUGCCAUUUUGGUGAAAUCUUACGUUUUACGAAAGCUACCAGAAAUUCUUUUAUGCGCUUAUAACUGCCAGAAGAAGUGGGGAUUACAUCAUAAAUGAUUUUGAUAGCUAAAGACCUGUUAACAGACAAGGUUAUGCUUGCAGUUACAAUGUGGGUGGCAAGACAGGGACAUGAGCCUGCUUGUACGAAGCCUUGUUAAUGUUACAAGCAUGGCUACCAGCGAUGUAGGCAUUACGUUGCCAUGGCUGUUAGAUGCCCGUAAGGUUAAGUGGGUUUCAUACAAGUGGGCCACCUACAUGUAUAUGUGAUCACCUGUUUACCUCAGCUUUAUAGUGUUAUGGGGAAGUAUGAAUCGUUUUUACAUGAUUAAAUGUGAUUUUACUUCUCCAGUACAUGAAGGUGAAAAUACUCAGCAAAUUUUUUGUGCGUUUCAAGUAUUAGUAUUUAAACAAAUGUAGAAGUACUCGUAUAUGUGUUGGAAGUGUUACAAUUGCUAUUAGUGUGCACAAAAAAUGAGCUACUUGUAUAUGAUUUAUAUGUUUAAAUUACUUUACAUAUAAAUGCUUGACUUAAUUCUUUUUUUAGAUAGAAUUAGUUUCAGAACUAAGUUUGUCCCAAAAAAAAGGGGGGUGGUGGGGGGGGGGGGGAUUGCAAAUUGUAUUUAUAAAUUAUUACUUUUUGUGCUGAACCUUAUAUUUUCUGUUAGAAUGUUCUACUUUCCAAACAAACCUCAAACCAAUAUUGUAAGAUCAAUGAAACGCCGAAAAUGAUUUAAACUCAGAAACUUAGACACGGACAAAAUUUGAAGGCAAAUGCAGUAAGUCUUUGACGGUAAAUGUGAACUAAUGUAAUUAUAUUAAAUCAUGGGCCUGUGGGUCAUGAGAGAUUGAGAGGUGACCAAACUAGUGCUCAUUCCUGGUGAGGAGUUCAUUAUGGUAAUUAUCAUGCAAUAUGACACUUUUUUUUUUCUUCCUGAACCUAUGAUUUUACAUAUAAAACAGUCAUUGGUUUAUUUCUCCAUUGUGAUUUGGGUGAUUGGACAGUUACGUGCAAGAAGUUGACAUGAAACGUGUACAUCAGUUCAUAUCACACAAGCACAACCUUGUUUGCAAGCUGUAAUACAACAUGAUUUCUAUGGUGUUCUAUUUCCCCUGUUAAUUGCCUUGACCUAUAUAUGUCAGAUAACCAGGGCCCUAUUUCACAUGUACGAUAAUCCGACAUACAGGGCAAUGGUACCGUAAUAGUGACGUACAAAAUAUCAUCCGAUAAAUGUACGGUAAAAAAAAUAUCAUAUGCUGCUUUGUAAAACUGGGCCCUGAUGUAUACAGAAUGUCCAGAAUACUUGUUAGCGACAUAUCAGUUUUUAUAAGGAUGUAUUUUCUAGUUGAAAAUAUACUUGUUAGAAUUGGGUAUUACUUGAUCUGGUUAUGUGGUCCAGUAAUUCUACAUAGUACAUAUUGAACAUAUAUGCGCUUUGCCUCUUCUUUAAUACAU
Liolophura sinensis is the source of this 4125-nucleotide messenger RNA. RefSeq lists its product as uncharacterized. Gene Ontology annotation, biological process: calcium ion transmembrane transport; intracellular calcium ion homeostasis. Lineage: Eukaryota; Metazoa; Mollusca; Polyplacophora; Chitonida; Chitonidae. Bases 104 to 2437 code for a protein of 777 amino acids. Gene Ontology annotation, cellular component: endomembrane system; membrane. The transcript has 21 exons. The record is from RefSeq and is a predicted model, not a curated record. Gene Ontology annotation, molecular function: calcium:proton antiporter activity.